AUGUCAAAUCAACCAAAACAAAGUAUUUCUAAGUCUGAUAAAUACCCACCAAAAAGGAGAGGCUCUCAUGAUGAAAAAACUGCCAAACCGCGCAGAUUCUUAAUCGAUGUUGAAGAAACUAAAAAAUUAAUUUUAGAACAAGAAGAUACCGACGGUGAUUGCCAAAUAACUAUUAAAGAUAUGGGACCAAAAACUUUGACUUUGGGUACUGCAGAUUCUGGUGGUCACAAGAAAUUUGAAAUCCGUGGUACAUAUAUGCUAAGUAAUUUGUUACAAGAAUUGGUCUUGGCUCAAGAUCAUGGUCGAAAACAUAUAGUAUUAGAUGAGGCUAGACUUAAUGAAAAUCCUGUUGAUCGUUUAUCUCGUAUGAUUAAACAUCAUUUUUGGGAUGGAUUGACCAGGAAAAUAGAUGCUGACAGUCUAAAAGUCAUUUGUUCUGAUACGAAAAACAGAACUGCUGACCAUUCUCCUCGUAUUUAUAUUCCAUAUGGUGAAUAUGAAAUAUUCGAUUAUUACAAAACUAUUUCAGAUAAUCGUCCUCAUUUGAAAUUAGAGGUGGAAAUGUUACCAAAGGAAAUAACUCCAGAUUACGUGAAAAGCAUCAAUCAUAAGCCUGGUAUAUUAUCUUUGGCUAUGCGUAAAUCAAUUGAUAAGGAUGGGAAUGUUACUUUUAAAGGUGUUCCUUUUGUGGUACCUGGUGGUAGAUUCAAUGAAAUGUAUGGUUGGGAUUCUUACUUUGAAUCAUUGGGUUUAAUAAUCGAUGGUAGAAUUGAUUUAGCAAAGGGAAUGGUUGAUAAUUUUGUUUAUGAAAUUCAACAUUAUGGUAAAAUAUUAAAUGCCAAUAGAAGUUAUUACUUGACCAGAUCUCAACCUCCUUUCUUGACUGAUAUGGCUUUAAAGGUUUACUUUGAUAAAAAAGAAUGGCUAGCUUCUGCAAUAAAAGCUGCAAUAAAAGAAUAUUACACUGUUUGGAUGUGUGAACCACGUUACGAUCCUGUCACUGGUUUAUCAAGAUAUCAUCCAACUGGUAUUGGUAUCCCUCCUGAGACCGAAGCAAGUCAUUUUGAUCAUGUUAUAUUACCAUUUGCUGACAAAUUGGGUUUAUCUAUCAAAGAAUUUUCCUUGAAAUAUCAAAAUCUUGAAAUAAAUGAGCCAUUAUUAGAUGAAUAUUUUCUACAUGAUAGAGCUGUAAGAGAAUCUGGCCAUGAUACUACUUAUAGAUUUGAAAAAAAAUGUGCCAACUUGGUCACCAUAGAUUUGAAUUGUUUACUUUACAAAUAUGAGAUGGAUAUUUACAAGAUAAUAAAAGAAAUUUUUGACGAUAAAUUAAUAAUUGAAAACGAUUGUGACGAUGGUAAUGAGUUUAGAAUAGAAACAAGUGAACCUUGGGUAUUAAGAGCCAAAUUACGUAAAGAACGUAUUGACAAGUAUCUUUGGAACGAGGAAAAAAAUCUUUAUUAUGAUUAUGAUAUUGUUAAAAAAGAACAAACUGUAUAUGAUAGUGUUACUGCUUUUUGGGCACUUUGGGCAGGUUGUGCAAGUGAAGAACAAGCUGAGAAAUUAGUUAAAGUCUCUCUACCAAGAUUUGAGGUUCUCGGGGGACUUGUAAGUGGUACAGAAGAAUCUCGUGGUAAAAUAUCAUUGGAUAGACCAAAUAGACAAUGGGAUUACCCUUUUGGUUGGGCACCACAUCAAAUAAUGGCUUGGAAAGGCUUAGAGAAUUAUAAUCAUAUGGUUGAGGCACGUAGAUUGGCGUAUCGCUGGUUGUACACAAUAACAAAAUCAUUUGUUGAUUUUAAUGGGGUUGUUCCUGAAAAGUAUGAUGUUGUAACAUUAAAUCAUUUAUUACAAGUUGAAUAUGGUAAUGUUGGUGUAGACUUCAAAUAUAUACCUAGAGAAGGAUUUGGUUGGAUGAAUGCUUCUUAUCAAAUUGGGCUGACUUAUUUAAGUAACCAAAUGAGAAAGGCUUUAGGUGCUUGUACAAGCCCCGAAGUCUUUUUCUUUAGAAAUCGUGUCACCAAGGAAAUCCGAUUAGAUGAUAACACUACCACAGUUGUUACCACCACUACCAAUAAAAACGAAGUAGUACAAGAUCAAGUUUUACACCAUCAACCUUCUCACUUUAAAGCUGUUUCAAUGUUAUAG
Messenger RNA from Entrophospora sp. SA101, 2145 nucleotides. NCBI's taxonomy places the organism in Eukaryota, Fungi, Glomeromycota, Glomeromycetes, Entrophosporales, Entrophosporaceae. The record is from the annotation of a GenBank genome assembly.